Amaranthus tricolor (Joseph's coat) is the source of this 2031-nucleotide messenger RNA. RefSeq names its product early nodulin-like protein 2. Bases 331 to 1644 code for a protein of 437 amino acids. NCBI's taxonomy places the organism in Eukaryota, Viridiplantae, Streptophyta, Magnoliopsida, Caryophyllales, Amaranthaceae. The record is from RefSeq and is a predicted model, not a curated record. Gene Ontology annotation, cellular component: plasma membrane. Gene Ontology annotation, molecular function: electron transfer activity. The transcript is spliced from 2 exons.
UAUUUCUUGCCUUUUUUUUCCAUUUUUUUUAAACCAAAUAUAAUCAAUUAUUACAACCAAAAAUAUAUACUUUCUUUAUUAUCUUGCUAUCACAUAAAUUUCUACCAAUAAGGAAAAUAAUGUAAUAAUCUUGAAGAUCAUAAUAAAAAUAAUAAUAUUAUAGUUGUGCACAUUACACAUGGCCUUUACACUUGCUUAUAAUACUUUUCCCCGGUUUUGAACUUUCUAGUGUUUCUCCUCCUAUAUAAACAACUAUACAACCCUCCUCUCUUACUCUUCUCCUUUAUUAUAUAAUUAACAACACAUAAUACAAUUAUUUAUUCAUUUUUAAUGGCUUCUAAUAUAAGGCUUUUGGUAAGUUUUGUGAUUGGAUUUGUGUUAUCACUUUACUGUGUUGAUGCCAUUAAACCUAGACCUUUAAGGCAUUAUGUUAAUGGUAGACAAGGUUGGGUUCUUCAUCCUAUGCAAGAUUAUAAUCAGUGGGCUGGCUCCAAUAGAUUUCUUGUUCAUGACACUCUUUAUUUUAGGUACAAUAAAGAGAAAGAUUCAGUAUUGGAAGUGAGUAAAGAAGAUUAUGAUAGUUGUAAUACUGAUCAUCCAGUGCAGAAGAAACAAGAUGGUGAAUCAGAAUUUGAGUUGAAUCAUCCUGGCCCUUUUUACUUCAUUAGUGGUAAUAAAACUCAUUGUGAACAAGGUCAAAAAAUUAUUGUUCAAGUUUUACAUUAUCCACCUUCUCCUCCUAAAUCUGCUCCUACCCCUAAAGGCUCCCCUGGCCCCACAAUUUCCCCUCCUGGGUCCCACCUUCAACCUCCACCUUCUGCUUCUACUCCUAAAUCUGCCCCAUCUCCCACUUAUUCUCCUCCUGGCCUCACACCACCUGGUUCUCAACCUCCUACUGGUCAUCAUCCCCACCCGUUCCCUCUACCCCCAACUGCCGGACCCUCCCCUAAAACCUCACCCGGUUCAUCUGGCCCAUCUUCAUCUCAUCCUGGUUCACCUUCCACUCCAUCAGGCUCAGCAACAUCACCUUCUGGAUCGCCUGUAACACCAUCAGGCCCGGCAUCAUCACCUUCUGGUUCUCCUUCCACGCCAUCAGGCCCAGCAGCAUCACCCACUGGUUCUCCUUCCACACCAUCAGGCCCAGCAGCAUCACCCACUGGUUCUCCUUCCACACCAUCAGGUCCAGCAUCAUCACCUUCUGGAUCAUCUGUUACUCCAUCAGGCCCAGCAGCAUCACCCACUGGUUCUCCCUCCACACCAUCAGGCCCAGCAUCAUCACCUUCUGGAUCAUCUGUUACUCCAUCAGGCCCAGCAGCAUCACCCACUGGUUCUCCUUCCACACCAUCAGGCCCAGCAUCAUCUCCUUCUGCAUCAUCACCAAGUUCCAGCAGUCCAGCAGGCCCAGCCUCAUCACCAGCAUCCGGUAUUCCAGCAGGCCCAGCAAUAUCCCCAACAGUGGCUGCUUCACCGCCAACACCCGAAGCAGGUGGGCCGGGUUCACCGCUUGCACCUUCACCAGACCAACCGGCAGACAUAAUAGCUCCAGCACCAUCAGAAAAGAAAAACGGAGCAGUGAGGAGUAAUAACAGUGGAUUUUCACUGGGUGUCGGAGUUAUAAUUGCAAUAAUUAUGUGUUUUAAUUAGUUUCUAAAUUCAUUAUUAAGUCAUUUUCUCAUUAAUUUUAGUAUUUGCUGUUAUUUGUUUGGAGUUUGGAGGUGUAGGUACAUGUGUGUGAUUCAACUACUUUUCUAGAGGCCCUUACUAGUACUACUACUGCUACAUACAGAUGCCGACAUAGGGGGUAGUCGGUAGUAAAGGGUACCCUUUAAUUUUUUAUUUUGGACAGUGAUUUUUUGGUGUAUUAUUUCAGUCUUGAAUAAGUUUCUCAGCAGUACAGUUCAUAUAUUAUUUGAAUACCUUUAUCUUUAUUAUGUGAAAAACAUGAAUUUAAAUCUCUCAAAUAUACUAUUGGGAUGAUCCACAUAAUUUUAAUUAUUUUUAUUUUAAAUUAUAGCGUUGAAUUUACUACAA